GGCGGGGGGGAGGGGGGGUGGUGUCCCCGGCCGGUUUGGGGGGUGCGUUGCCCGGAGACGGAAAGUUUGGGAGCCCGAGCAGGCUCGGCCGCAGCCCUGGGAAGGGGGUUCAGGGGGCGGUGGCCCUGGGGAUGGGGAAGGAGCAGGAGCUGUUGGAGGCGGCCCGCACCGGGCACCUCCCGGCGGUGGAGAAGCUGCUGUCCGGGAAGCGGCUUUCCUCAGGCUUUGGGGGCGGCGGCGGCGGCGGCGGCGGCUCCUCCGGGAGUAGCGGCGGCGGCGGUGGUGGCGGCCUCGGGUCCUCGAGCCAUCCCCUCUCCAGUCUGCUCAGCAUCUGGAGAGGGCCCAAUGUGAACUGUGUUGACAGUACCGGCUAUACACCUCUACACCAUGCUGCUUUGAAUGGCCAUAAGGAUGUGGUUGAGGUUCUUCUGAGGAACGAUGCGUUGACCAAUGUGGCUGAUUGUAAAGGCUGUUACCCUCUGCACUUGGCAGCCUGGAAAGGAGAUGCCCAGAUAGUGCGGUUGCUCAUCCAUCAAGGGCCCUCACACACCCGAGUCAACGAACAGAAUGCUCUUGAGAUCAAAGAAUUCAAAAAGUACGGCCCCUUUGACCCUUAUAUCAAUGCCAAGAACAACGACAACGAGACGGCCCUGCACUGCGCCGCUCAGUACGGCCACACGGAGGUGGUGAAGGUCCUCUUAGAGGAGCUGACAGACCCCACCAUGCGCAACAACAAAUUCGAGACCCCUCUGGACCUGGCCGCGCUGUACGGGAGGCUGGAGGUGGUGAAGAUGCUGCUCAACGCCCACCCCAACCUCCUGAGCUGCAACACUAAGAAGCACACGCCCCUGCACCUGGCGGCACGGAACGGCCACAAAGCCGUGGUGCAGGUCCUGCUGGACGCCGGCAUGGACAGCAACUACCAGACGGAGAAGGGCAGUGCUUUGCAUGAGGCUGCUCUGUUUGGCAAGACUGAUGUGGUGCAAAUCCUGCUGGCUGCAGGAAUUGAUGUCAACAUAAAAGAUAACCGUGGCCUGACUGCCCUAGACACUGUCCGGGAACUGCCUUCUCAAAAGAGCCAGCAGAUAGCAGCACUUAUUGAAGAUCACAUGACUGGAAAAAGAAGUGCAAAAGAGGCCGAUAAAACCCCCACGUCCCAGGGACCUCUCAUCUCCAAUAUGGACUCCAUAUCCCAGAAGUCUCAGGGUGACGUGGAGAAAGCAGUGACUGAACUGAUCAUUGAUUUUGACACAAACACUGAAGAGGAGGGUCCCUACGAGGCGCUGUACAAUGCUGUCUCCUGCCAUUCAUUGGAUAGCAUGGCCAGUGGGCGAUCAUCUGACCGAGACUCCACGAACAAGGAGGCCGAGGCAGCAGGAGUCAGGGCUGCUGGAGUGAGGCCUAGGGAACGUCCACCGCCUCCAGCAAAGCCACCACCCGAUGAAGAGGAGGAAGACCGCAUAGAUAAGAAGUAUUUUCCCUUGACAGCUUCUGAGGUCUUGGCCAUGAGACCCUGGAUUCAGGGAAGUGCAGCCAGGGAAGAGGAUGAACAUCCUUAUGAGCUGUUGUUAACAGCAGAAACAAAGAAACUGGGAUCCAUGGACGGGGAUGGAAAACCAAAAGACCACAGGCGGAGCGGCAGCAGCCGGAGCCAGGACUCUGCGGAGGGGCAGGACGGGCAGGUCCCAGAGCAGUUCUCAGGUCUCCUCCACGGCUCCUCCCCGGUGUGUGAGGUGGGGCAGGACCCUUUCCAGCUGCUCUCUGCCACUGGCCAGAGCCAUCAAGAAGGGUCCCCCACACAGGGCGCCUGUCACGAGGCCAGCAUGCAGCUGGAGGAGACGGGUGUGCACGCUCCUGGAGCCUCCCCGCCCCGUGUCCUGGACCAGAGUAAGAGAGUGGGUUACCCGGCUGGCCUGCCCACCACCAACAGCCAAUCGCACCCCGAAACUUUGACUCACACAGCAUCUCAACACCCUGGUGGUGCCGAGGAAGAAAGAGACUGGAGUGGGGCUAGGAGCCGAGCCCCUCCCACCAGCAAACCCAAAGCUGAACUCAAACUCAGCCGCAGCUUGUCCAAGUCUGACUCUGAUCUCCUGACCUGCUCACCCACGGAGGACGCUACAAUGGGGAGCCGGAGCGAGUCCUUGUCCAACUGCAGCAUCGGGAAGAAGAGGCUGGAGAAGUCGCCCUCCUUUGCCUCGGAGUGGGAUGAGAUUGAGAAAAUCAUGAGCUCUAUUGGCGAAGGGAUUGACUUUUCUCAGGAACAGCAGAAGAUCUCAGGUUCGCGGACGCUGGAGCAGAGCGUCGGGGAGUGGCUGGAGGCGGUGGGGCUGCAGCAGUAUGAGAGCAAGUUGCUUCUGAAUGGCUUUGACGAUGUCCGCUUCCUGGGCUCUAACGUGAUGGAAGAGCAAGACCUGCGGGAGAUCGGCAUCAGUGACCCCCAGCACCGGCGGAAGCUGCUCCAGGCGGCACGGUCCCUGCCCAAGGUGAAAGCUCUGGGCUAUGACGGCAACAGCCCCCCAUCAGUGCCCUCCUGGCUGGACUCCCUGGGGCUGCAGGACUACGUGCAUUCCUUCCUGUCCAGUGGCUACAGCUCUAUUGACACUGUGAAGAACCUCUGGGAACUGGAGCUUGUCAACGUCCUGAAGGUCCAUCUCCUCGGCCAUCGCAAGCGCAUCAUCGCCUCCCUCGCAGACAGGCCCUACGAGGAGCCGCCUCAGAAGCCCCCACGGUUUUCCCAGCUGAGAUGCCAAGACUUGCUCUCCCAGACAUCGUCCCCGCUGAGCCAGAAUGAUUCCUGCACUGGCCGCUCCGCGGACCUGCUACUGCCUCCUGGGGACACGGGCAGGAGGCGGCACGACAGUCUUCAUGACCCUGUGGCACCUUCUCGAGCGGAGCGCUUCAGAAUCCAGGAAGAACAGCGUGAAGCCAGACUGACCCUUCGGCCCCCCAGCUUGGCUGCCCCGUACGCCCCAGUGCAGAGUUGGCAACACCAGCCAGAGAAGCUCAUCUUCGAAUCCUGCGGUUACGAAGCCAACUAUCUGGGCUCUAUGUUGAUCAAAGAUCUUCGAGGGACAGAGUCCACACAGGAUGCCUGUGCCAAGAUGCGGAAAUCCACCGAGCACAUGAAGAAGAUCCCCACUAUCAUCCUGUCCAUCACGUACAAAGGUGUCAAGUUCAUCGAUGCCUCCAACAAGAACGUCAUUGCGGAGCACGAGAUCCGGAACAUUUCCUGUGCGGCCCAGGACCCAGAGGACCUCUGUACCUUUGCCUACAUCACCAAGGACCUGCAGACCAGCCACCACUAUUGCCAUGUGUUCAGCACGGUGGAUGUGAAUCUGACCUACGAGAUCAUCCUCACCCUGGGGCAGGCGUUCGAGGUGGCCUAUCAGCUGGCCCUGCAGGCCCAGAAGUCCAGGCCCCUGGGGGCCUCUGCCGCCGAGACGAUCGAAACGAAAUCUUCGAAACCGGUGCCUAAGCCUCGGGUUGGCAUGAGGAAGUCAGCAGUGCCGCCGCCCCCCGAUAGUCGCUGUUGUCACUGUCACACCUGCACCACCCAUCGUCCUUCUUACCUACCGCUGCCGUCUGUUAGUGCUGGAGUCAAGCUGGAACCACCCGACAUGGACCCAGAUGCCCAGUCCCAUGCCAGCGUCUCCUGGGUUGUGGACCCUAAACCAGACUCCAAGCGGAGCCUCAGCACCAACUGAGCCACCGAGGAACCGACUAUGCUGCGGAAACACAGCCGUGGGGAGCACAGGCUCCCACCGCCACCGCCACCGCCACUGUGUCACCUGCAGCUUCGAAGACCCAGGCCCGGCCUCUGCCCGUAGCGGCUCCUGGGGGCUGCUUGGCCUGGACCUGCCACCACCAGGUCUUGCGGAGCGAGCCGCACUCCAGGCCUCGAGCAGCUGAGACUGGAACUCCAGAGUCAGGAAGUGACUUGUCCAGAAGACAUUUUUUAAUAGAAAAAAAAUUUUCUAUAAAACGAAUUUUUAAGACUUGGCUCAAACCUCUAGGUUCAACUGCCGACCUUCAGACGGCACAGGAGCGGAGGCCGGCGGGCACGGCCUUCUUUCCCUGGGAAGGCAUGUGGGCGCAGUCCAGGAGGACGCAGGGAGGCGGCGGCCGGUGGCGAGUGGAAGGCAGGCCCGGGGGGGGCAGCAUGAGUGGGUUUGUUCGAGUCUGCCUUUCAAACCCAACCAAGUCCGUUGCCGUUCCUUGUGAACUGCACAACUUGUCCUCAUCCGGAGCUGGACGCCGCCUCUGCGGUGAGAACACAGCCUCGAGGCCCCUGGCAAAAGCAGAGACUCAAGGUCCGUUUCUGGGGUUCCACGUGUGAAGGUCCAGGGGCCAGACAGAGCUGAGCGAGCCGCUCCUCGGCGCCCGAGCCGGUGGUGGUCCGGGCGCCGGCCCCACACUUUCUGUGACCUCAGACUGCCUGGGUUCAGUCGGAAAGGAGGAAAAGCAGCUUUGUUUUGGGCAUUAAUGGGUAGGUCAGCUAAGACUGCUACCUGCCAAUUUGUGAUUUGUUGAAUCAGGUCUGUGUGAUUAGGACUCGCUUUGAUCCUCUGAAUUACUGGUUUGACUGUUGUACUUUCAGCUGCUGGAUUCUCCCUGGCUCCGAGUGUAGAGAAGGCUAAGUGAGGUGACAGUCGAUUCGGUUCUCCCCCAGUGUGGCCCUUGGGGCAGGCUGGGGUCCUGGCGCACCACUGCCACUGACGGCCUCCUGCUGGCUGGCUUCGCUUGUCCACUCUGACCCUUGUUCUGUGCUCCUGAGGGUGGUAGAGGCAAACGGGGUGAUUCCUGUGAGGCCGAGAGGCACAGCCGGCUCCGCCGCUGGCCCGGGACCUUCCAGGGAGGGGGCAGAGGAGCCGUCCUCCCGUGGCUCGUUCAGCGCUCCUCACGCUCUGCCGCCCGGGCUGGCUGCUCCGGGGCCCGCAUGCCAGGCUGCAGCGGGACUUCCUUCCCAGCAGAGGCUGUGAAUUGACGCUCCCCGCGGGCUCCGUGCGCGGAGACUGCUCUUGGGCACCCUCACCGCCCCGUGCUCCCGCUGCCUUGAGACUGGGCCUGGGGGGGCGGCACCCCGUCUCUGGAGCAGGCCGGGGAACCCUCCGCUCUCCAGUACUGAACAAGGACCUCACCGCCUGAAGCCUGGCUUCGCUUCCUGCUUCUGCCAAGGCCCGUGAGCCUCCCGGCAGCUCCCGCCAUGCAUGUUCUGCCCCCGCUGGCCCAUGAGAAGUGAACAGGGAACCGGAGGGGUUGCGGUCGGGGCUGUGGUGCUGGCGCCCUUCCCUCCCUUGCGGGGGGCUGGCCUCAGCCAAGUGCGCCUCGCCUCUCCGGGGGCGACAGGUCCAAAAAGCAAACUGUAGACACUACGAUGAGCUGCUCCAGCCGUCUUUCUGUUUUUAAAUCACAUGUAGGUGUUUCCUUCCCUUGAAGCUGCUAUGUCUUUAUUUAUUCAGGGUGUUUUCAUAUUGGAAAGCCUUGGCUAGUCCGCUCUGGCUCUGGGUUUGCUUUUGAGAUUGGUUUAUUUCCGAACAGUCGAGAAGGGUAGGGACUGGAUCUUUCUUUCCUUUUAACUUCUCCUCCAGGGCAGGUACUCUCUCUCCCCUCGAAAGGGUGGUGUAACUUCAAGGACGGGCUUCGAGCAGAAAAGCCCCUGCUUCUGCCGCUGAGUUCAGCGGCGGGUUCUGAGCUGUGCGGGCCCCUCUAGGCAGGACUUGCGAGGGAGUCAGUACCUUCCCUGGCCCCAGCUUCUCCGCUCACCUCCCUUCUGCUUGCCAGCCGCUCUGAGCCGUAGGACCCCUCCUGCCAGGCUCCGCGUCUGCUGUGCUCCACCUUCCUCUUGGGUCUCUAGCCUCAGAUUCCGGCAGGAGCUCCUCGAGAAGCCUCUGGCCGAGCAGGCAGCGAACGUGGUUGCCGCCGCUCUGACCGUAGAAAGCUAGUCUGCUCCCGGUCUGCCUGGGGGAGGCCCCAGCCUGCGGGAUGCCUGGCAGAAGCAGCUCGCAAAAGUGUUGUCGCUGACGGGGUGGCAACGGACUGAACUGUAAUAAAAAUGUUAUUUAAUCUUUGUCUCUGUAUUUUGAUACUUGAAUGAAUUCCCCUUUUAUUUUACUGUACAUAUAAUUGUUAAUCUGUCCGAUUUUGUCCGAAUUACAAACAUCUUGUGGUACCAAACAGCGAAUCUGUGCAACGACACGGACUGACCUCACUACAUGAGAGCGUGUAAAUCCUCCUGGGCUUCCAGCUUCGGCUUGGUUAUUUUCAUAACUGUACAACUUAGAACAGACUGAAUUAAUAAAUGAGAAACAACAUGAAACCA
Molecule: messenger RNA, 6322 nt
Organism: Ailuropoda melanoleuca (giant panda)
Lineage: Eukaryota; Metazoa; Chordata; Mammalia; Carnivora; Ursidae
Gene: ANKS1A
Product: ankyrin repeat and sterile alpha motif domain containing 1A
Exons: 26
Coding region: 132-3707 (1191 amino acids)
Biological process (GO): ephrin receptor signaling pathway
Cellular component (GO): cytosol
Molecular function (GO): ephrin receptor binding
Source: RefSeq, a predicted model, not a curated record